Molecule: messenger RNA, 1122 nt
Organism: Pedinophyceae sp. YPF-701
Lineage: Eukaryota; Viridiplantae; Chlorophyta; Pedinophyceae
Source: the annotation of a GenBank genome assembly
AUGGGCCUGUUCAUGGACUACGGCUUCUACACGCGCACUGGAGGCAGAGAGGAGGUGGUCGUGGAGGCUGGGCAGGUGCCUGCGUCAGCUGUCGACCUCGCACGGAGCAACUUCUCCAGGGAGCUGAAGGCGCUGCGGCGGUCGUUCCGCUACAACGAGUACGCUAGGAUCGAGCAGGAAAUGCACCCGUCGGGCUUCUUCGCGAAGCUCGGCUGGGCUGUGGGCCGCGGCUUGGUGGCCAUCUUCACCCCGCUCGAUGUCAAGCUCGAGGAGGCGGGCGUUCUGCCCAAGCUCCGGCCCAGCAAGCAGAUUGAGGCGCUCAUGGGCGAGGACGCGCCGCGCAUCGUGGAGAACCGCAAGAAGCUCGCCUCGCUCAAGCUCUCCAACAAGAAAGUCUGGGACCGCGAGCACGCCCGCCGUGCCGCGGAGAAGGCAGCAGGCAAGCCCGAGCCCGGCCUGGCGGUCAACAUCCCGUACCUGUCCGUCUGCGUCCUGCUGGACUACCUCUUCGACAACCGCCCCAUCCAGCGCUUCUGGUUCCUCGAGACGGUCGCCCGGAUGCCCUACUUCGCCUACACGUCAUGUUUGCACCUGUACGAGUCGCUCGGGUGGUGGCGCGCCGGCGCGGAGCUCCGCCGCGUGCACAACGCCGAGGAGUGGAACGAGCUGCAGCACCUCCUGAUCAUGGAGUCCCUCGGCGGCGACAAGAACUGGAUCGACCGCUUCAUGGCGCAGCACGCGGCCGUGAUCUACUAUUGGAUCCUGGUCGCCAUGUACACCCUCUCGCCGCCCACGUCGUACGCUUUCUCGGAGCUGGUCGAGGGGCACGCCGUGGACACGUACGCCGAGUUCCUCGACGAGAACGAGGAGCUCCUCAAGUCGCUCCCGGCCCCGAAGGUCGCCCGCGACUACUACGCGGGCCCCGACCUGUAUCUCUUUGACUCGUUUCAGACCAGCAUGCCGCAGCGCGGCACGCGGCGGCCGAAGAUCAACAACCUGUACGACGUGUUCGUGGCGAUCCGCGACGACGAGGACGAGCACAUCAAGACCAUGGUCGCGUGCAAGGAGGGCGAGGUGCAGGAGUCGCUGUCCAAACAGCGCGAGGAACUACUCAAGAAAUAA